This is a messenger RNA of Gavialis gangeticus (Gharial), 753 nucleotides long. It is a transcript of the gene PDX1, whose product is annotated as pancreatic and duodenal homeobox 1. The transcript is spliced from 3 exons. NCBI's taxonomy places the organism in Eukaryota, Metazoa, Chordata, Crocodylia, Gavialidae. Gene Ontology annotation, cellular component: nucleus. Gene Ontology annotation, molecular function: RNA polymerase II cis-regulatory region sequence-specific DNA binding; DNA-binding transcription factor activity, RNA polymerase II-specific. Gene Ontology annotation, biological process: regulation of transcription by RNA polymerase II; type B pancreatic cell differentiation. Bases 1 to 753 code for a protein of 250 amino acids. The record is from RefSeq and is a predicted model, not a curated record.
AUGAACGCGGAGCAGUACUACGCGCCGGCGCCGCUGUACAAGGAGCCGUGCGCCUUCCAGCGGGCCCCGGCGCCGGAUUUCCACCCGAGCCCGCCCGCCUGCCUCUACAUGGGCCGGCCGCAGCCCGCGCCCUACCCCGGCGCGCUGGGGGCGCUGGAGCAGGGCAGCCCGCCGGACAUUUCCCCCUACGAGGUGCCCCCCAUCACAGAGGACCCCGGCGUGUCCCACCUGCACCCGCACCACCACCCGCAGCUGCCCGCGCCCCACCAGGACGCGCUGUCCUUCGCCGACGGGUCGGACCCCGGGGCCCUGGAGGAGCCCAGGCUGCAGCUGCCUUUCCCCUGGAUGAAAUCCACCAAAUCUCACGCCUGGAAGGGACAGUGGGCCGGCGGCGCCUACGUGGUGGAGCCCGAGGAGAGCAAGCGGACGCGCACGGCCUACACGCGGGCGCAGCUGCUGGAGCUGGAGAAGGAGUUCCUGUUCAACAAGUACAUCUCGCGGCCGCGGCGCGUGGAGCUGGCCGUGCUGCUGAACUUGACCGAGCGGCACAUCAAGAUCUGGUUCCAGAACCGGCGCAUGAAGUGGAAGAAGGAGGAGGACAAGAAGCGGGGCGCGGCGGCGGGCGGCGGCCCCGAGCCCGACCAGGACUGCGUGGUGUCCUCGGCCUCGCCUUUUAGUGCAACAUACAACCUAGGUCACUGUCUAAUGAUGUUCACAGGCAAACUGAGACUGAUGGAGAACCAUCACUUCUGA